This is a messenger RNA of Elgaria multicarinata webbii, 1664 nucleotides long. Its product is annotated as epidermal differentiation-specific protein-like. NCBI's taxonomy places the organism in Eukaryota, Metazoa, Chordata, Lepidosauria, Squamata, Anguidae. Gene Ontology annotation, molecular function: structural constituent of eye lens. Bases 273 to 1271 code for a protein of 332 amino acids. The record is from RefSeq and is a predicted model, not a curated record. Gene Ontology annotation, biological process: lens development in camera-type eye; visual perception. The transcript has 2 exons.
UUGCCUUCUUCAGCUUGGCUGCAAUAAUUAUACACAGCUCCAAACUUCAUGCCAUUCCAAUUGGUUCCAGAUUUAUUCAAUUUUCACCUUAUAUAAAGCGAGUAAGAGUCCUAGGAACUCCAGGCGGAUGAGGAAGGCUGGAUGUUUGCACAGAUCACCUAACAAGAGUGAAUUUCCGCAGAGGAAAAGCUGCUAUCCAUUUUCUACCCCCUUUCAAAGAUCCACAAGAGUCACCCAAAAGGUGAGCCUGAGUCUCCUCUUUCCAAACAAAGAUGAAUAAAAUUAUUGUUUAUGAACAUCCAGACUUGAAUGGACUCAGAAAAGAAUUUACUGCAGAUGUUCCUGACCUACACAGUGUGGACUUUGGGGACUGCAUCUCUUCCUUGAAAGUGAUUGGGCAACCAUGGCUGGUCUUCCGUGAUACAAACUAUAAAGGUCCAUGCUAUGCAUAUGAGGAAGGUGAACAUAAGCAUAUCUUCUUAAACAAUCAACCUUCCUCUCUCCAGCUAGUGACUGAAGACCUGGAAUAUCCUCAGAUCACACUUUAUGAAUACACUAACUACGAAGGGGCAAGAAAAGUGAUAACAGAAGAGACCAACCUGACAUAUGGGUAUUUCAAUGACAAAGCAUCUUCCCAUAUUGUCCAGAAAGGUGCCUGGAUCCUUUAUGACGAUGAAAAUCGGGGAGGUUGGUUCUAUAUAGCGCGAGAAGGGACAAAAAUUCCUAAUUAUGGACCAGAGUUUAAAUUCCGUAGUAAGUGUUCCCAUGUGUAUCCCCUUAAAGGUGGCAAGCCUGUUAUCACUGCCAAGAUCUUAUGGGACCACAAGAAAGUGGAGAGUGAGAGAGCAAUAGUGAUUGAUGAGAUAAAUGGUAUCAACACCACCGAUUUUGAGCAGACAUUCACCAGCAUCAACAGCAGAGUCUAUGAGGCAACCACUAGCCACAGCUUUCAAUUCAAGGUCCUUAACUAUCCAAUAGAUAAGAAGUUCAACUUAAGCAUAGAUCCAAGGACUAACCUCACAGUGGAAAAAGGAAGUCUAGACUCGACUGUUACCGUAGACAAAGUUGAGGUGACUGUGCCUGCCAGGAUCCCACCACAUUCCGAACUGAUUGUCCAGGUGAUCAUGAAGCUGGUCACUGCCUCAGCGCCUGUGGAGCUGAUCAUUACCAAGAAUGGGAAAGCAAAGACAGAGAUUGGAGAGUAUCGUAGCGUGUCAGGACGUCACAUAAGCACUAAAUAUAUCGUGAAACCAGUUGAGAAAAAAAAUUAAACACAGAUCCAGGAAUCACUAAAGUCAAAAUGAUAAUGCUAGCCAACACUUCACCUUCAUUUGGAAAUGAGCAUCCAAAGCUGUAACUAUACUAAUAUCUCUAAAUGCUGUAUUUAUCCAGAUCACGUACUUCCUGACCCCCAGAAACAUGUACUCUUCUCUGAACAUGCAAUAAUUUUACAUCUUGAACUGUACAAAGUAUAACUGUCUAGUGAAAAGUCCUACCGCACUAAGGACACAUGAGUGGAGGCCCUGCUGAGCAGAUAGUACUACAUUUAAUCACUCUUGGGGGAACAGACUUUUGUCAGUUUUGUAUCAUUCUUUUUGCUUUUGUUGAUAUCUGGAUGUUUUCUUCCUAAUAAAGUGGAUUGAAAAAUACUUCAAUAGAACUGU